Molecule: messenger RNA, 995 nt
Organism: Phytophthora infestans T30-4
Lineage: Eukaryota; Oomycota; Peronosporomycetes; Peronosporales; Peronosporaceae
Exons: 2
Coding region: 498-995 (165 amino acids)
Source: RefSeq, a predicted model, not a curated record
UGUAUGGGAGUGAUAUGGAUAUUACCGUUCGAUAUCGCAAACAUCGAGUAAAAAUCGUGGCACCAAGGAGUGAUGAGGACUGCGAAGCUGAAGAGGUCUCGAGCUCAGUGUCGUCAAUCGGAAGAGCUCUACUGACUGGGACAGAGGUACCUUUCGAAGAGGUACGCAACUUAAACCCAGAGCUGUCUCUACGGUCGAAUGACGACGAUAACGACGAAUCCUGCUCGUGUAAGUCGACACCCCGUCCGUGUAUCUUCAUUCAUGGUCUUGGCGUAAAAGCUGAAAAUUUGGCACUUGAAGACUCGUUGCCAUACUGGGGGAAAACUAUCCAAGAUCAUGCUCCAUGUUGUACGUCGAUCAAGUUCGCACACUUGAAUACAGUGAACUACACGUGGCUCAACGGAACUCAGCAGCAACAAGUGUGCGAUCGCGCUCUGGCAGUAAGCAACAGCAGUACCAAACAUGUUAUUAAAGACACUAUUGUCGUCACCCACUCCAUGGGGGCUCUCAUGCUUGCUGGCGCUAUCGCUAGCGGGAGAUGUAAGCUUGACUCAAGUUCAACGUGGGUAAGUUCAGCAGCGCCAAUGAUCGGAAGUAUGGGCUCCGAUUACGCCCAGGAAGUUUGCGCUGGGGACACCAAUCUGAUAGCUGAAAAGCUUGCCCAGUUCAAAGAUCAAUGUCCGGUUGUUCAAGAAGUCUAUCGGACACAUGUGUCUGCGGUCAUGUGCAGCGAGAGUUAUUCUGGAAUCUUAUCGUCGUAUCAAGCCAGUUUUUGGCUACUGGGCGAGAUGAUCCCACACAAGUCGAGCAAAAAUGACGGCACUGUGGAAUUCCAGAGCUGCGCCAUGGGACUUGACGUGUCGGACUUUCAGAAAACAUAUAAAAGUCGCUUCUAUCGGACCAAGUUGAAUCAUUACGACAUGCAAUUCCGAGCUGGAGACGCGUUCUGGAAUAAGGCAAAGAUGCCUGUCAAGUGGUUCGAGUGUCUUCUAUAA